This is a messenger RNA of Dentiscutata heterogama, 140 nucleotides long. The record is from the annotation of a GenBank genome assembly. NCBI's taxonomy places the organism in Eukaryota, Fungi, Glomeromycota, Glomeromycetes, Diversisporales, Gigasporaceae.
AAUGACGAUAAUGAGGAAGGAAUUUAUACAGUUGAAAAAAUUUUAGCACAUAGACUAUCAACAGAUGGGCAUGUUCAAUACAAAGUAAAAUGGGCUGGCUAUGAUGAAAAGGAAUCGUGUUGGGUAAACGCUACUGAUGU